AUGUCCCAUGCAAACAUUGCGAAAAAUGUACAACUAUUCGACAAUGAUAUCGCCAGUGCCUUGGCCGUAAAGAAACCAUACGUCUUCGGGGAGACCAACUCAGUUUCUGGAGGAGGCGCGGCAAAUGUUUCUCCAACAUUUGGUGCGGCUCUAUGGGUGAUGGAUUAUUCAGUGCGCUUGGUCGCCUCUAAUGUCUCUCGCAUAUACUUCCACCAUGGAACAAUUGGUAACAACCCCUAUAGCUUUUUCGGGCGCUACUCUAUGGGCAACCCCUAUGUGGGUGCGUACACGGCCACAGCCUUUCUAGCUGGAGCCAAGCACGUAACAGCUUUGGACGACGGCAAGUCCGCCUUCGCAGCCUACGUCGCCUUUGAUGCCUCCGGUGCGCCUCUACGUGCGCUUCUAUAUAACUCCAACUAUUUUGGGGGCUCUGGAGCACGAAAUACCGAGUCCUUCGUUCUUAAUGGAGUCUCUGGCACCAGGGUUCGCUCCAAACGAGUGACCGCGGCGAGUGCCGAGGCAAGACAAGAUCGGGGCGGGAACGCAUCUAUUGGGGGGCAAUAUUUCAACAACGGCACCUGCACCACCGGUGGAGCAGAGACAUUUGAGACGACGACAGUUUCGGACGGCCGGGCAACAUUCAAUGUCGCAGCUAGCGAGGCUCUCUUGGUAUACCUCCAGUAG
This is a messenger RNA of Colletotrichum truncatum, 684 nucleotides long. Its product is annotated as glycoside hydrolase family 79 protein. NCBI's taxonomy places the organism in Eukaryota, Fungi, Ascomycota, Sordariomycetes, Glomerellales, Glomerellaceae. The record is from RefSeq and is a predicted model, not a curated record.